This is a messenger RNA of Cyphomyrmex costatus, 681 nucleotides long. RefSeq lists its product as uncharacterized. The record is from RefSeq and is a predicted model, not a curated record. The coding region runs from base 1 to 681 and encodes 226 amino acids. NCBI's taxonomy places the organism in Eukaryota, Metazoa, Arthropoda, Insecta, Hymenoptera, Formicidae. The transcript is spliced from 2 exons.
AUGGUAGAUGCGGGUAUUUUAGAAAAAGUUGAGAUGUCAAGAUGGGCAACGCCAAUCGUACCAGUUUUGAAAAAAGACAGUGGAAUUAGAAUCUGUGGUGACUUUAGUGUCUCAGUUAACCCGUCAUUAAUUGUUGAUAAGCAUCCGUUACCUACAAUAGAAGAAUUAUUUGCAUCUAUGUCGGGCGGCACGAUAUUUUCACAAAUCGACUUAAAGCAAGCGUAUUUGCAACUACCGGUUGAGGAAACUGAUAGAGAGAUUCUCACGUUAAGUAUGCACAAGGGAUUAUUUAAAUGUAAUAGAUUAAUGUACGGUGUGGCAUCUGCGCCGGCUAUUUGGCAACGAACUAUGGAGAACAUAUUUUCCGGAAUACCCGGGGUGGCAGUAUUUCUCGAUGACAUUAGAAUCGCGGGAAAAGAUUUAGAACAACAUUUGGAAAGAUUAGAAUCAGUCUUGAAACGUUUAUCUGAACAUAAUAUACGUAUCAACGUCGAGAAAGUUAAGUAUAACAUUAAGAAACUAAUUGUAACUCUUCCUAUUACCAUCCUUACCAUCAUGCCUUACCAACAUAUCUUCAUUACCAACAUCCUCAUUACCGACACCUUCCUUACCGACACCUUCAUUACCCACAUAUUAAUCUUAACCUUUCCACCACCUUUGACCCUUCCACCACCAAGAUGA